AUGCCACGUCGCUUGCAAAGAAGUCUCUCUGUGGACUGGAAAAGAGGGGCGUCACUUAAAGGAUCUUGCAGCGCUUUCAACAUACUUUGGUAAUCUAUAAAGACUGGACAUUUUCUAUCAGUCAUCAGCUUGUUGUUCUGUGUCAGGCAAUCAUCACCUCAGCAAAGAUGGCAUCAGGCUUUCUGUUUGCUUUGUUGCUCUGUUUGUCCAUUGGACUGUCGGCUGCAUCUUGUUGUGGACAAACCUGCUGCCCAGGUUCCUGCCCUCCUGGUUGGACUCAGUUCGGCUCUCGCUGUUUCAGUUUCAACAUCCAGGGAAAGAGUUGGAUCGAUGCAGAGAACUUCUGCAAGGCCGCUGGUGGGAAUCUGGCUUCAGUCCACUCAGAAGAGGAACAUGAAUUCCUCAGAACCUUCAUUAGGCAAGUGACCGGUGCAAACAAACGGACCUGGGUCGGAGGCUUUGACUCAGUGCAGGAGGGCGUGUGGAUGUGGUCUGAUGGAUCUACAUUCGACUACAAACAGUGGGGUGCGGGGGAGCCUAGCAGUGGUGGAAUUGAGCACUGUCUUGAAAUAAACUAUCAGGACAACUGGAACAAUGUGCCGUGUACCGAAAUAUUUCCUUUCCUGUGCUCCAAGAAGCUGUGAGGCCUCCCACCAUCAUGAUCUCACUACAGCUCAUCUAUAAUCUCUAUCAUUGAUUCACUUUCAGUUUGUUGUGCAGACAGAAACAGCUCUCUGCUGACAGACUCACUUUCACUUGUUUAUUAUCUGAAGAGUUAGGAAACGGUUCACAUUUGAGUUUUAACAUUAGAAGGAAACUGACUCUCUGAGCUGGAAAAAGUAAUUGGACUUUUAAUCUAGUGAAUAACACAAAAUGAACAUUCAAAUACUUUUAGUUUAGUUUUAGUUUACUGAAUAUUGUCUGUUACAAACAGCUCCCACUGAUCUCAUAAAACAAAACAAACACUGAUUUGAUUUUUCUCUGGGAGUUAAUGUUCAGAUCGAUACAACUCUCGUCUGUAAACUAAAUUUGAAGCUCCCUUAGAGCAGACGUUAGCUUAGCUUAGCAUAGGUUAGAAACGGGGGAAACAGCUAGCCUGGCUCUGUCAAAAUAUAACAUCUACCUACCAGACAAAAGUCAAUAUUUAGUCUGACCUUUCUGUGAUACAAGAGGAAAAUGCAACUUUAAUAACACUUCAUAAUAACUAAUAAUAAUUCAUAUAGUCCAUUGGUUUAAUUAACUGGUUACUUUUAUAUGAUCAAAAUGUCUAAAACUGGUGUGUUGUGUUCUUUAUUCAGCUGUUUUUCCUGUGUUAUAUAAACAAGCAUUCAAAAAUAAAAGACAUUGUCACAAACA
Messenger RNA from Perca flavescens (yellow perch), 1356 nucleotides. RefSeq names its product galactose-specific lectin nattectin. The record is from RefSeq and is a predicted model, not a curated record. Bases 168 to 644 code for a protein of 158 amino acids. NCBI's taxonomy places the organism in Eukaryota, Metazoa, Chordata, Actinopteri, Perciformes, Percidae. The transcript is spliced from 7 exons.